UCUAUGUAUGUGUUGUGCAUGUCACAAAGUUGUGGUGAUAUAUGGUAUGUUAUUUUGAUGAGUAAUCGGGGCUAGUUUUUCAGGUAUUAAAUUCAAUCUGUUGGCCCACAAAUAAUGACCAGAGAAGAGUUUGAGGAAGGCCCAAGUGGAAAAUGAAGUCAUAAUAACCAAUUUCCACCUAGCAAUUCUGUUGCUGCCCAAAGUUUUCAACAGGUUCUUUCUUCAUCAUAGUUUCGAAAAUGACUCCAAAGUAUGCACUCCGAAUUGAUUAUUAAACCAUGAAGAAAUUGAGUGGCUCAUUUCGAUACAGCCAGUGGGAUCCAUGGCUAAUAAUAUUCCAGAUAGUCUCUAUUCAGUGUAUAUUGUACGUUUCUUUAGGUUUGAUAUUAGCCGUUUUGGGUUCCUUGGUUGGAGAACCCAAUACCUUAGAUCAUAUAUUUGAAUACCAUGAACUUCAAAUUCGUGAUUUUGGUGGAAGAAUAGUUAUUUCAAGUUUUGUCUUGAAUUCAUUAAUUGGAGCUGUGGCGAUAUGGUACAUCGUAGAAAGGACGAAACAAUGCAUGGACUUCAGCUGUACCUGGCACUUCAUCCACCUUAUCGUCUGCUGGUUCUACAAUGAACAUUUCCCCACGACAUUCUCUUGGUGGGCUCUGAACGUUGCUUGCGCAACAUUGAUGUGUGUGUGCGGGGAGUUUUUGUGUCUCAGGACAGAACUGGCCGCUAUACCAUUAUCGCUAGGCCCCAAAACCGACCUUUAGAUCAACAAGUUGUGAAGUCGUGUGACUUGGAAAAGUUGUCUGUGUCGAGUUACUGAAAUCAAUUUUUUAUGCUAGUUUUAAACAUUGUUUUGUCGAGAAGUAAAUGAAUUUAUUGCCACGA
Molecule: messenger RNA, 879 nt
Organism: Leptinotarsa decemlineata (Colorado potato beetle)
Lineage: Eukaryota; Metazoa; Arthropoda; Insecta; Coleoptera; Chrysomelidae
Gene: Sys1
Product: Sys1 golgi trafficking protein
Biological process (GO): Golgi to endosome transport; Golgi to plasma membrane protein transport; protein localization to Golgi apparatus
Cellular component (GO): Golgi membrane; trans-Golgi network
Source: RefSeq, a predicted model, not a curated record